Molecule: messenger RNA, 537 nt
Organism: Trichomonas vaginalis G3
Lineage: Eukaryota; Parabasalia; Trichomonadida; Trichomonadidae
Exons: 1
Source: RefSeq, a predicted model, not a curated record
GAACAACUGACUGCGGAAGGGCAUCCAUUACCUUCAGAAGUUACCAUAGCAUAUAAUUUUGAAACAAACUCAAUAGAUUUUAAAGUCAUCUCUGCAAAGAAGUCAGGUUUUACAUUUAAUGAAGCAGAUGUAUAUUCGAAUGAAAACUUCAAAGCUAUUGCAUGGUUAGAUAAUGACGAUUGCUUUAAGAAAAUAUUUAAAUUCAGUGACUCAACGAUGUCAAUAGAUGACCUUCGUGGAAUGUUACCAUCGACGUUUACAGUUGAAGGUUCAGCAGGAUUGCUUACAAGAUUGUCAAUUGGUGGUAUUUGGUCUCGUGAGAACAUUGUUAUAAAAUCCAGUAUAAGUGAAUUUGCUGAAGAAUCUAUAUUAUGUCUUUCAAACUACAUGUAUUCGCCACCGAAGCAUUAUAGUAUAACAAACUUUGUCAGUAAGUUUAACAUAAGACUUGUCGAACCUUCUUCAAUGAAAGAUGUUGUGCUACCUAAAGAUGGAAAGGAUGGACUCAUUAUUGAGAUGAUUUUAAUAGCAUAUUAA